AUGAUGGACAACGACCGUCACACUUCAGCCUGGACAACAACAGCGGCCUGUCUGGCGGUUGUGCUCCUUCUUCUUCUCGUUAGGCCGCGCUCAUCUUCGUGGGGUCAUCCUCCUCUGCCCCCCGGGCCGCCGGGGGAGUUUCUCCUCGGCCAUCUGCGUGUUAUUCCCAAAGAGAAAACAGCCGAGACGUAUGCGGAAUGGGCCAAGAAGUACAAUUCAGAUGUCAUCCACGUCAAAUCUCUUGGGCAGCACAUUGUAGUGCUCAACAGUGUCGAGGCCGCCAAGGACCUCCUCGACCGUAGGGGCGCAAACUACUGCGACAGGCCCAGAUUCACCCUCUUUGAGGUCAUGGGUUGGGGCAAGACGCUGACCUUCCUACCCUUUGGGCCCCGCUGGCAAAUGCACCGAAAGCUGCUGCAGACCACUUUCAGCAACACAAAUGUGCGACAGUGGUACCAACUGCAGACGACAGAGGCCCGCAAGUCCGUUCACAGCAUUGUCGGGGACCCAGACAACUGGGAGGUUUCCAUGAAGAGGUUCGCGGUUGCCAUCGUCCUCAAGGUCAGUUACGGAGUUGAUGUCAGAGAUGACAACGACCCAUACGUAAAGAUCGCCGACGAUGCCAUGUACGCAACUGGAAACGGUGGUGCACCCGCCAACAGCAUCGUCGACAUUUUCCCCCCUGUUCGCCAUCUGCCCAACUGGCUGGUCAGAGACUGGUCGCUGAAAUUCGCGCGAGAAUGGGGCUGGGCUAUCCAGAAAUUGCACAACGUUCCAUUUGCCGUGGCUCAAGAUGAGGUGGCUCGAGGCAAGGAAAACCCGUCCUUUGCGCACACGUUGUUGGAAACGUAUACUUCCAACGCCAAGAAAGGAAUGAAGAACGAAUGGUCACUUGACGACAUCAAGGGUGCAGCGGGCGCCAUCUUCAUAGCAGGGGCAGACACGACCUGGGCCACCAUCGUUGUCUUUGUCUUGAACAUGGUUCUCCAUCCUGAGAUUCAGCAAAAAGCUCAGGCAUUAAUCGACCGGGUCGUCGGGCAGGAGAGACUGCCGGACCUCUCAGACAGACCAUCCCUCCAGUACAUUGACCACAUAGUCCAGGAGGUCUACAGAUGGUCUCCGUUGGCACCGUUGGGAAUUCCCCACAAGUCCCUCCAGAACGACGUCUAUAACGGCAUGUUCAUCCCUAAAGGGUCCAUUGUUUUUGCCAACUCCCGCGCCAUGACUCAAGACGAGAGGAUAUACCGGGACCCCAAGUCUUUCAACCCAGACAGAUACAAGCCGCCGUCUGCUGGCGGUCACGGUGAGCCCUUGCCCCUUGGCCAGUUUGGCUUCGGCCGUCGUGUAUGCGUUGGGCGCUUUUUGGCGGACAACAGCGUCUGGAUAGCUGCGGCCACGAUGCUAGCCACUCUCAACAUUGGCAAGAAGGUCGGGCCAGAUGGUCAGGUUGUAGAGCCAGAGGUGGUUUUCACCAAUGGUGGCACCUGCGAGAAAGCAGCAGACUUACUGCGCCAGACCGUCUCUGCUUCAUGA
This is a messenger RNA of Colletotrichum karsti, 1533 nucleotides long. RefSeq names its product cytochrome p450 monooxygenase. The coding region runs from base 1 to 1533 and encodes 510 amino acids. Gene Ontology annotation, molecular function: monooxygenase activity; oxidoreductase activity, acting on paired donors, with incorporation or reduction of molecular oxygen; iron ion binding. The record is from RefSeq and is a predicted model, not a curated record. The transcript is spliced from 10 exons. NCBI's taxonomy places the organism in Eukaryota, Fungi, Ascomycota, Sordariomycetes, Glomerellales, Glomerellaceae.